AUGAAGGCUUUCAUCAUCCAAGGGCUUGAGCCACUGCAUGUGUCUACAGUAAUGCCACUAGGGAGUAUCUCUGAGGCAGAGAACUGCGGCUACGUGGAGCACCGAAGGCGACAGUUAAUAGCUCUGGCUCAUUGUAACUUAAACAAUGAUAUCGCUCUAAAGUUUCUGCACAUCAUUAUACGGCGGCUUCCAAAGAGGAUCCCGGCCAUGUGUAGCGGUUGUGACUCAUACCUGACAAUUUGA
Molecule: messenger RNA, 243 nt
Organism: Chondrus crispus (carragheen)
Lineage: Eukaryota; Rhodophyta; Florideophyceae; Gigartinales; Gigartinaceae
Exons: 1
Coding region: 1-243 (80 amino acids)
Source: RefSeq, a predicted model, not a curated record